UACCAAACUGUCAGGUGACACAUGUGAAGGUGUCCUGUAAAAAAGGAACAGUUGGUGGAGAAACAAAGCAGUUUGAGAGUGUUUCAGAGACAGAGCUGACGUGGGAAAAACGAAGAUUACGAAAUAUACAGUUCAGGAUGCGUGCCCUGGUCCUCCUCUGCUUCCUGGCGGUCUUGUCUGCUGGCUGGGCAAGGCCCCGCCACCCUCUGCUCUCCUCUGAGAUGAUCCAGUACAUCAACAAGCUCAACACCACCUGGAAGGCUGGACAAAACUUCUACAAUGUUGACCUCAGCUAUGUUCAGGGUCUCUGUGGCACACUGCAGAACAAACCCACGCUGCCUGAACUGGAGCAUCCAGCUGGAGUCAAGCUGCCAGACACCUUUGACGCACGGCAGCAGUGGCCUAACUGCCCCACCAUCCAAGACAUCAGAGACCAGGGCUCCUGCGGCUCCUGCUGGGCCUUUGGAGCUGCAGAGGCUAUCUCCGACAGGUUGUGUAUCCAUAGCAACGCCAAGAUCACUGUGGAGAUCUCUGCCGAGGACCUCCUAUCGUGUUGUGAGGAAUGUGGCAUGGGGUGCUUCGGAGGUUAUCCCAGUGCUGCCUGGGAAUACUGGGCUAAAUCUGGGCUGGUGACUGGAGGCCUGUAUGGCUCUAAUAAGGGCUGCAGACCCUACAGUAUCCCCCCAUGUGAGCACCACGUCAAUGGCACUCGUCCUCCCUGCCAGGGCGAAGGGGACACCCCAAAAUGUCAGACAAAGUGCAUCGAUGGGUACACCCCCGCGUACGAGAAAGACAAGUACUUUGGUAAGAAAACAUACUCCGUGCCCUCCAAGCAGGAGCAGAUCAUGACUGAGCUGUACAAGAAUGGGCCUGUGGAAGCAGCCUUCUCUGUCUACGAGGACUUCCUCCUCUACAAGAGUGGUGUGUACCAGCAUUUGACUGGGGACAUGCUGGGAGGUCACGCCAUAAAGAUCCUGGGCUGGGGGAAGGAGAACAACACUCCCUACUGGCUGGCUGCCAACUCCUGGAACACAGACUGGGGAAACCAAGGGUUUUUCAAGAUCCUCCGUGGUGGGGAUGAAUGUGGCAUCGAGUCAGAGGUGGUGGCUGGAAUACCCCAGCUCUAGACUGCACUACAGGAAUCAACAGGACAGUCCGAUUUUGACAUGGCUACUUAUAUUUGUCUUUAUGUGGUCUGUCCAUGGCAAGCCUUCUUGGUUUAAUAAAUUCAUUUACUGUGAA
Osmerus eperlanus (European smelt) is the source of this 1242-nucleotide messenger RNA. RefSeq names its product cathepsin B-like. The transcript has 10 exons. Gene Ontology annotation, molecular function: cysteine-type endopeptidase activity. The record is from RefSeq and is a predicted model, not a curated record. Gene Ontology annotation, cellular component: lysosome. NCBI's taxonomy places the organism in Eukaryota, Metazoa, Chordata, Actinopteri, Osmeriformes, Osmeridae. The coding region runs from base 138 to 1127 and encodes 329 amino acids. Gene Ontology annotation, biological process: regulation of catalytic activity.